AAUUGUCAAAGGAGAUGACUAAACCAUAAUAAACCAGAAUUGCUAUCACACCGGAGUGUGUUGUGUUGCUUAGCGCUUCCCUUCUAUCAGUUCCUUAAAGAAAUUAGGGUUUUGGAAGAAGAAGAAGAGCAAGCGUCUCUGCCUUUCGAUUUUCGCUCAUCCAGAUUCACUCUCGGGAGGCGAUGGCUUCUUUGUUCAAGGAGCAAGCAAAGCUGUCGGCGUAUCGAGAUAGAAGAUUCUCAGGGACACAGGAGGAGUUCGAGGAGGCGUUGAGGACCUCAUCCACCGUCUACAUUGGGAACGUCUCUUUCUACACAACUGAAGAGCAGAUUUACGAGCUCUUCUCCAGAGCUGGAGAGAUUAAAAAGAUUAUCAUGGGACUUGAUAAGAACACCAAAACCCCCUGUGGUUUCUGUUUCGUCCUGUUCUACUCGAGAGAGGACACAGAGGAUGCAGUCAAGUAUGUAAGUGGCACCAUUCUUGAUGACCGCCCUAUUCGUGUGGACUUUGAUUGGGGCUUCCAAGAAGGAAGGCAAUGGGGUCGUGGUAGAAGCGGUGGCCAGGUUCGAGACGAAUACCGUACAGAUUACGAUCCUGCUAGAGGUGGUUAUGGAAAAUUAGUUCAGAAGGAACUCGAAGCACAAAGACAGCUCGUAGAUUACGGUACUGGUUCACUCGGAGGUUCCUAUCCUGCACCCGCGCCAUCCAAUUAUGAAAGACGUGGUGGACCUCGUGGUGGAGGGGGAUAUGGCCAAGGAGGAUCAAAUCGCCACGGAAGAGGCGGAGAUUUUCAUCGGAAACGUCAAAGGGACGAUGAUCGUUAUGGACGCGACAACUCAAGAAGAAACUCAGAUCAUGAGACUAGGAGAGACUCUGAUCAUGACAUGAGACCGGAGAAGAACCCACGAUUCCGUGAGAGCGGUGACUCAGACGAUGACGGUGAAGAUGAUCGGAAGAGGUCUUAAAAAUGAAGUUUAGAAGUUGCAAAUGUUAUUGAAGGAUCAGUGUAAUCUUUUAGUUUAUGAGGCUGAACUCAACUUGGGGGUUUUCCAGAUUUUCAUUACAACAUUUAUUUAAGUCGAGUUUCAGACAAUAUGAGAGAUGUCCUCAUGAACCUUGUCUGCUUGAACAACGGAACUAUCAUUGCUACGUUUGUGUGCCUAAAAUGCACAUGUGAAGUCCUACAGUGUACUAGCUAAUCAUCAGUUCACAACUUCA
This is a messenger RNA of Brassica rapa (field mustard), 1218 nucleotides long. RefSeq names its product nuclear cap-binding protein subunit 2. Gene Ontology annotation, cellular component: nuclear cap binding complex. Gene Ontology annotation, molecular function: RNA cap binding. Lineage: Eukaryota; Viridiplantae; Streptophyta; Magnoliopsida; Brassicales; Brassicaceae. Gene Ontology annotation, biological process: mRNA cis splicing, via spliceosome. The record is from RefSeq and is a predicted model, not a curated record.